Molecule: messenger RNA, 2090 nt
Organism: Zymoseptoria tritici IPO323
Lineage: Eukaryota; Fungi; Ascomycota; Dothideomycetes; Mycosphaerellales; Mycosphaerellaceae
Gene: MgSwi4
Product: apses transcription factor
Exons: 4
Coding region: 1-2049 (682 amino acids)
Cellular component (GO): SBF transcription complex; MBF transcription complex
Molecular function (GO): protein binding; DNA binding; transcription regulator activity
Source: RefSeq, a predicted model, not a curated record
AUGGGUGACAAAAUCUACAGCGCCACAUAUAGUAAUGUGCCGGUGUACGAAUGCAAUGUGGAGGGCAAUCAUGUGAUGCGCCGAAGGUCUGACGACUGGAUCAACGCAACGCACAUCUUGAAGGUCGCCCAAUAUGAUAAGCCAGCUCGAACUCGAAUCUUGGAGCGAGAAGUGCAGAAAGGUGUGCAUGAGAAGGUGCAAGGAGGGUACGGCAAAUACCAGGGCACGUGGAUUCCUCUGCCUGAUGGUAGAUUGCUGGCGCAGAAGAACAGCGUGCUGGACAAGCUCCAGGCGAUCUUCGACUUUGUGCCAGGCGACAGAAGUCCGCCGCCCGCUCCGAAACAUGCCACCGCUGCGUCUUCAAAACCUCGCCAACCUCGUGCUCCAGCGCAGCCGCGCCGGCAACCUGGUAAGAAGAUCGCUAACCAACCAGCUGCCAGCGGGACUAAGACGCGUGCAGUCUAUGCUACGGUGCCUGAUUACGAGCAAGCAGACACCAGUAUGAUGGAUGGCGAUACGCCUGAUAACAUCACCAUUGCAUCUGAAUCAGCUUUCGACGACUUCGACCACCAGGACGGCUAUCACACCGGCUCCCGCAAGCGUCGUCGAGUGGAAGACACGAUGACUCAGGCCGACAAGGAGCAUCAACUCUGGGCCGAAGAACUCAUGGACUACUUUGUGCUUCAGGACGAUCCUCAAGAUUCUCUCCCCACCGCGCCUCAACCCCCUCCAUCUGUUGACCUGAACCGCCCGAUUGACGACAAAGGCUAUACUGCUUUGCACUGGGCCGCAGCCAUGGGCGAUAUUGAGGUCGUCAAGGAUCUCAUUCGGCGCGGAGCCAGCAUAGACGUUCAGUCCAAAAACGGCGAAACACCUCUUCUGCGAGCUGUUGUCUUCACCAACAAUUACGACAGCCAAAACAUGGCCAAGCUGGCGGGUCUCCUCAUUCGUACAGUCAACAUGCAAGAGUGGUUCGGAAGCACGGUGUUCCAUCACAUCGCCAACACGACGGAGCGGAAGAGCAAAUACCAGUGCGCGCGAUACUACCUGGACUGCAUCCUUGAUAAGAUGUCGGAUGUGCUUCCUCCCGGUGGUAUCGAGAACGUACUCAAUAUUACCGAUCACAAUGGUGACACCGCCAUCACCAUUGCAGCUCGGAAUGGUGCUAGAAAGUGCGUCCGCAGCUUGAUUGGCCGAAAUGCAGCUGUCGACAUCCCCAACAGGAGCGGGGAGACCGCGGAUCAAUUGAUCGUGCAGCUCAAUCAUCGUCGACAAGAGCGUACCAACAACCGGCAGCUCUCGUCAUCUCCAUUUCAGGCCGACUCCAGUGGCAUCCCGAUCGAUCCUCUCAUCUCCCAGCAAUCGCUCAAUGGUACUUCACGAGGUCUGGAGCACAGCGCCGAUGUGUACCGGUCCGAGGCUGCGCUCGCACUUACUUCUUCCAUCAUGCCAGUACUGUUCAACAAAGCGAGAGAUUUGGCAAGCAGUAUCGAUGCCGAGAUUGCGGAGAAGGACGCGGAACUGGCUGAGGCCGAACGCGUGGCUGCUCUGCGUCGACAGGAAAUCGACGCCUUGAAGCGACAGGCAGAGGAGCUGCGACAGAAGGAGGCAGAAGCCGCCAGCAGGGGAGAUGAGCGCGACGAGGAGCUAAUAGCUGAGUUGCAAGAACUCAUCGCCGAGUGCGAAGGCUUGACAGAAGACGAGCAGGAUCUUGCACUCAAGGAGCUGCUCAGUGAAGAGGAACGCGCACUUGAACACGCACCACAGGACGACAUCUUGAUGGACGACGACGAUGACGAGGAAGGCAAUUCGGUCAACCACAAAAUGAUGCUCGUACGCGAGCUGCAAGAUCUUAUGCAGCAGCGUAAGACUCUGUUCAAGACGAUUGUGCAAAAUCUCUCGGUGGCUGGUCUGGGCGACAAACAGGGGGAGUACAAACGUCUCAUCACUGGUGCUUUGGGAGUCAAGGAGGAAGACGUCGAGAGCAUGCUUCCGGAGAUUGUGGCGGAGCUCGAGGACUGGCAGCUGGACAACGUCAACGCGGUAUAGGGUACUGAUGGCAGUUGUUCAACGUGUCCUCGUCACCGACC